This is a messenger RNA of Purpureocillium takamizusanense, 643 nucleotides long. RefSeq lists its product as uncharacterized. The record is from RefSeq and is a predicted model, not a curated record. NCBI's taxonomy places the organism in Eukaryota, Fungi, Ascomycota, Sordariomycetes, Hypocreales, Ophiocordycipitaceae. The transcript is spliced from 2 exons. The coding region runs from base 6 to 569 and encodes 187 amino acids.
CCACAAUGACCGAUUACAACAAGCUCGCUGAGCAGGCCGAGGCCGACCUCAACACCUAUCAGUCCAAGACGGGCAACGCCCGACCUCAGGGCCUGGACGACGCGGGCGUCAACUCCAUGGCUGCGAAGAAGUUUGGCUCGGCCGAGGUCAACUACGGCGACGAGCUGAGCACGAAUCGAGGCUUCAACAAGCGCAUCCCCCCCAGCGAAGGUGGCGCCUUGGACGAUCGCGGGCGACAAACUCGCGGCGAGCACUUUGAGGGCGCAGGCGGCCCGUUGGACAAGAUCGCGCAGUCGUACGAGCGCCAGCCCAUGCAAAACGACAACUACGUCGUCCCGGCGCGGGUGCCCCAAGUCUCCGGCACGGGCGGCGUCGACGACAUCGCGACACGGGGCGCGCAGGCUUCGCGCGCAAACGUCGGGAGCAACCCACCCGGGCCCGGCGGCCAAAAGUAUACGGGCGCCGACUACUACACGCCUGAGAGCGUGCCUGACAGCAUCUCGGCCGAGGGGUGGGUGGCGCCAGAGAGCGUGACGGAGGCGAGCAAGGAGACGGAAGGUUUGCGGUAGACGAAUGUAGCGCCGGGGGUAUUGGAGGAAUGCGGCUUGUCUGAUGCGAGUCUUGCAAUGCAUCUUGUCGGUCC